CGAGGGGCCGGACGGCGCUGCCGCUGCCGCUGAGGGGAGUUUGCUGAGUUUGUCCGGAUCUCCUGGCGGUCGCAGUCACUGUGGCGGAGCAGCAGCAUGUGCAGGUUCUGUAUCCGAGAAAGGGGGAGCGUGACGGGCGAAAUAAACAGCAACGCACUCAUCGCCGCUGACCACAGUGAUAUCGGUAGCCUGUGCCAGAGCAGCGGGACUCGGCCACGCACCGUCCGGGCAGCAACCGGCCGGCACUGGCGGUUCUGCCGCGCUCUGUAGCCGCAGCGUCUCUCCGGUCUGCAGGGGGUCUGGAAGGAAUUCCGGCAUCUUCCUUCUUGGAGCGAGAACGUGAGGAGCAACUCCGGACUCGGGGAUGGGAAACUUCAACCGGAUAAAGUCAGCGGAAAAGGCACCAAAGUCUUGUUAGAAUCGCAAAGUCUAGUAUUGGAGAGUGAAGACUUUACCGAAGUAUGAGAACCCAAAUGUUAAUAACAUUCGGUGUUUUGGAAGUGAUCGACUAUUUGGAAUCGGAAUCGUCCAGGAAAUUAUGGCAUGCACGUUUGAGUACACCCCUGCAAGGUCAGGACAGUUUGUGCAGUGUCCACCCUCCCAAGAGAAAAGUUUUUUUUCCCAGUAGCCCAAUCAAAUCAAGAGAGGAAACUACGCACAGAAAGAGGAGGCUUUGGCUCAACAGGGUUGGGCAAGGACAGGGCACCUCUACAACUCACACCUCCAAUUGAUUGGAACACCUGACUCCAAAUAGCUUUUGAGAAGUCAUUGUCUCAGAGGACAUAUGACAUAGGAUGAACACUGCUCAUCGCCUGAUAUUAUCUGUGUUGUUGUCCUUCGUUCUACUCACAUUGGGGUUUGAUGUCAGUGAAAACAUAUGUUCCACAUUGAUAACUGGAAUUCAAUACAGAUCAUUCUCCCUUCAAGAUACAUUCCCUGAAGCCUUUUCUGGUUGUUCUUGGACCAUUGAAAACCCAGAUCCAACAAAGUAUACAAUUUACUUAAAAUUUCACAAGGAGAAACAAAUUUGCUACCAUAUCUCUCUGAUGGUACUUCAGUUGGAUCACUACGUUCCAAAUCAGACUUGCAGCACAUUGGAUUAUAUCGAUUAUGAUGCUAUUAACUUAUGCGAAACAAAGAACUUGUUUACAUUUUUACAAUUUGAUAAAGAUUUUGUACAAUUUUGUCUGACUUCUGAAUCAGUUUUGAAUGAACUAGGAAAAAAUGCAAUUGAAUUUCAAUUAUUGGAGGUUAUUUUACUGAAUAAUGAGAAUUCCAGCCAGUUUGGUUGUGGAGUAUUAUGUCAUUGGUUUGAGAGCUGCUUGCGCAACAGAAAUCACCAUGAACCAUGUGGAAUUAAUUACUCAGGUUGUCGAUGUCCUGACAUGCAUGAAAAUGAGUCAGAUUCAACCACAAUACUACCUUUUCUCAAGAAUGAAUUUGUGUCAUCGAAAUUACUUUCUAAGAAUGUAAAUGAGUUGAAUGUUAAAAACUCUGCAGCAACAGUUGGAAGUGAAAUUAAGAAACUACGGAAAAUUAGAAGGCAGCAUCCAAGAUCAGCUGAUGACCCUGGAACAUUUAUGGCACAAAUUGGUGACCCUGCAGCUGAAGAAUGGUCUCAGUGGAGUAUCUGUUCACUGACGUGUGGAAUGGGAUUGCAGGUGCGAACGAGAUCUUGUGUCGCCUCCCCAUAUGGGACUCUGUGCAGUGGUCCCUUAAGGGAAACACGAGUUUGCAAUAAUACAGCCACGUGUCCAGUACAUGGUCUGUGGGAGGAGUGGUCGCCAUGGAGUUUGUGCUCAGUUACCUGUGGGAGAGGAUCAAGAAGCAGAUCUCGGAUGUGCGUUGCUCCACAGCAUGGAGGGAAAUCGUGUCAGGGCCCAGAGCUGCAAACCAAGCUCUGCAACAUUGCUCUUUGCCCUGUUGAAGGACAGUGGAUGGAGUGGGGACCAUGGAACAGGUGCUCAGUGACAUGUUCAAAUGGAACACAGCAAAGAACUCGCAAAUGUAUUUCAACCCACGGUUGGACAGCAUGUAAAGGUCACCAGGCUGAGGCUCGGGAAUGCUUCAAUCAGGAAUGCUCAACUGAAGGCAAAUGGGGUCCAUGGAACCACUGGAGUUUGUGUUCCAAGACAUGUGACAGUGGUUGGCAACGGCGCUUCCGGAUGUGUAAAGGAACAAGUGUCAAAGGUUAUCCAUGUGAAGGAUCAGGGGAAGAAGUCAGGACCUGCAAUGAGAAAAGAUGUCCAGCUCCCCAUGAGAUGUGUAAAGAUGACUACAUUCUGACAAUAACCUGGAAAAGGACAGCAGCUGGAGAACUUGUUUAUAACAAAUGCCCUCCUAAUGCUACAGGUUCAGCCAGCCGCAGAUGUUUGUUAAAUUCUCGUGGAAUCGCAUUUUGGGGCCCACCAAGUUUUGCUAGAUGUGUUUCACAUGAUUACAGGCAUCUAUAUGUAUCGAUCCGAGAGCACUUAGCUAAAGGACAACGGACUCUGGCAGGAAGGGGCAUGUCAGAAGUCAUCAGGACUAUGCUGGGUUUAAUGGAAAGAAAGAAUUUCUACAGUGGAGAUCUCUUGUUCUCUGCAGACAUAUUGCGAAAUGUGACUGAUACAUUCAAGAGAGCCAACUACAUUCCAGCUUCUGAAGAUGUACAAAAGUUCUUUCAAAUUGUCAGUUAUAUGCUUGAAGUGGAAAACAGAGCAAAAUGGAACGAUGCACUGCAGGUUGCACCUGGCUCAAUCCGCUUAAUGCAAGUUGUUGAAGAUUUCAUCCAUAUUGUGGGUCAUGGGCUGAAAGUGUUUCAGAGUGCCCUCAUAGUGACAGAUAACCUUGUGACCAGUAUUCAGCGAGAACCUGUUUCUGCUAUAUCAAGUGAUAUCAGUUUCCCGAUGAAAGGAAGGAGAGGAAUGAAAGAUUGGGCCAGAAACUCAGAGGACAAACUUUAUAUUCCAAAAGAAGUUUUCACAAUUCCUUCUCCAGAAACAGAUGAUUCAGCCUACUAUAUCAUUGGGACAGUGCUGUAUCGAACACUGGGCCUCAUUUUACCUGUUACAAAAAAAUCAAUGGCAAUAAAUUCCAAAAUACUAGCUGUAACAGUCAGACCACAGCCCAAGGCUUCAGAACCGAUUAUUGUAGUAGAGCUGUCUCAUCUUAUUAACGGAACAUCUGACCCACACUGUGUUGUUUGGGACAAUUCCAAAACGGAUACUGGUCCUGGCAGCUGGGACCCUCAAGGCUGUGAAACAGUGCAUACACAAGCAUCACACACUAAAUGUCUCUGUAAUCAUCUGGCUACUUUCGCCAUUUUAGCCCAGCAACCGAAGGAUUCGAACAUGGAUUUAACUGGAGUGCCAUCAGUACCAUUAAUGAUUGGAUGUGGAAUUGCCUGUAUGGCCCUAUUAACAUUACUUGCUGUGUAUGCUGCCUUUUGGAGAUUCAUAAAAUCAGAACGAUCCAUUAUACUACUCAACUUCUGCUUAUCUAUAAUGGCAUCAAACAUCCUGAUUUUGGUUGGUCAAACACAGAUACACAGCAAGGGUGUGUGCAUGAUGACAGCAGCAUUCCUGCAUUUCUUUUUCCUCUCUUCCUUCUGUUGGGUAUUAACAGAAGCCUGGCAGUCCUAUCUCGCUGUGCUAGGUAAAAUUAGGAUGAGGCUGAUAAGAAAACGCUUUCUCUGCCUUGGCUGGGGAUUACCUGCGUUGAUUGUGGCCAUUUCAGUGGGCUUUACCAAAGCAAAAGGAUAUGGAACAGCCAAUUACUGCUGGCUGUCAUUGGAAGGAGGCCUCCUUUAUGCCUUUGUUGGACCUGCCGCAGUCAUUGUAUUGGUAAACAUGCUGUUCGGAAUCAUAGUAUUCAACAAGCUCAUGUCUCGGGAUGGAAUAUCAGAUAAGUCCAAAAAGCAGCGAGCAGGUCAGGCGAGUGAAGUCCAUAGCGGUUUGAUACUCAAAUGUUCCAAGUGUGGAGUUGUUUCAACUACAGCAUUAUCUGCCACCAUCACCAGUAAUGCCAUGGCAUCCUUGUGGAGCUCCUGUGUGGUUCUGCCAUUGCUUGCACUGACCUGGAUGUCAGCUGUUCUAGCCAUGACUGAUCGACGAUCAAUUUUGUUUCAAAUAUUGUUUGCUGUUUUUGACUCCAUUCAAGGCUUUGUUAUUAUCACUAUCCACUGCUUCCUGAGGAGAGAGAUUCAAGAUGUUAUAAAAUGUCGAACAGGAAGCUGCAAAAAUGAAGAAAAUGAAAACUCACCUGAUUCUUAUAAAAAUGGUCAAGUCCAGAUAAUGACAGAUUUUGAAAAGGACGUGGACCUGGCAUGCCAGUCUGUACUCUUCAAAGAGGUUAACACAUGCAAUCCAGCAACUAUCACAGGAACGUUGUCUCGCAUUUCAUUGAAUGAUGAAGAAGAUGAGAAAAUUAAUAUAAACAGUGAAGCAAUUAAUUUCUCCACCCUUCCAGGAAACAUCCCACCUGGAAAUGUAUUGGUCCAGUUGCCUCCGAUGCAGCAGCUGCAUGACGUGAUGCCGAAUGUGGGUGAACUGAGUGAACCACCGCCCCAAGAAGGAAACACCAGUGGUCUCAGGGGAACGCUGUAUCUGUGCACAGAGAACACCCUGAGGCCAAUGGACCUUAAGUGGAGGCGAGCCCAGGAGCAGCCCAUGGAGGGAGACUACAUGGUACUUCCCAGCCGCACUGUCAGCUUAAAGCCUUUCAUCAGAGACAGCAAGUUGAACAUUAAUAUGGAUGACAACAGGCACAAUAUCACUGGGAACCAACCGGUCAAGUCAGAGAUUUAUCCUACCUUUGCCUCAGUUGAUCAGAUCAAUUAUAACUUAAAUCAAUCUUAUGGAACUCUUAAUUACCCACGGAGUGCAGCCCUCAAACACCACCCUUCAGUGAGGCACAUUCUGGCAUCUGAACUUGCUGACAGGAGCAGGACCAUGCCGCGCAGUAAGCCAAGUUCGUCAGGGUCCGUGGGCUCCCUAGAAAGGAAAAGACUGAGGUAUUCUGACCUUGACGUUGAGAAAGUCAUGCACACAAGGAAACGCCACUCAGAACUCUAUAAUGAACUAAACCAGAAGUUUCACACUUUGGACAGGUGCCGAGAACCCGAACUCUCAGGAUUGAAGGUGAAGUGGGAGAAACGAUGGAGCAUUUCUUCAGCAGGAGCUGAAAAGAGCAUGGCAGCUGAGAAAACUAUCCCUGCGGAGCAAUCUCGGGACAACUUCAAGACCGCACCACCUGAUAGACUUCAUUCAGACACCCAGGCAACUUUAGAACUGCAAUCCCCAGACUGGGAGACAUCUGCCGCUAUCUCUCUGGAUACAGAAGGCGAUUUUCAAACUGAAGUGUAAUGUGGAUUCAGAGGUAAAAAAAAAUGAUUCAAGGCAACAACAGACUUGGAAAAUCUGUUUUCACACUGAUGCUCUGAGAAGGAUUCAUUUUAUGUUGAGUUACUGAAUAUCUUUGAAUUGAUGUGAACAGCCAUCAUCUAUCAGUCAGGAAAGUGAGAUUCUCCAGCCCUCUGUUCCUAUUUUCAACGUUCUCACUGUGACAGGUGGGUGAGAAUGCAAGACACAGGAGUCUGUGAAACUAUGUCCAGGUCUACUGACUCAAGAUUCAGUUGCUUUUGAUGUCUCUAUACAAACCAAGACUGAAACAAAAAGGACACAAACACUAAGAAUCUAGUUGGCAAAAAAAUCUGAAGUUAAAUUAAUUUUUAUUUGAGAUUGACCAUUUUUGUCUCCCUAUUUUGUGUAGAGGAAGACAAUCAUAAAACGAUUCUGUCUACUUUUAUACCUGAUUUGUAAGUUGCAGCUUUCCAGUAAUUGUCCUCUAUUCUAUAGGCUGUGACUUACAGAGACUGCAUUUUUGCAACGGCUGCUCUUUCUGGCAGCUUUUGGUCCAUCUCCUCUCCGUACCCAGUGUCUAUCUGUGACAGCAAUAUUAUUCUUACAUCCAGCUUCCAAGAAAAUGAACCUGUGAGAUAAUCCUGUGAACCUCAGUGAAGUCUCAGUGGACACAAGCAGAAGGUACAAAAACGGUCAUUCACACUCUGGAGCCAUUUUUGAAAUCAGAUUCAUAUUUACGUAGGUCUUUCAUGCGAGAACUGACUUUCUCAACAUUAACCUCAGAAGGUGUUAAAAAUGUUUAUAUCACUUAUGUUUGCAUUGGAGACAUAAAUUGUAGUUAAAAAAUAUAACAAAUCUGUUUAGGAAGUAUUAACCUGGUCUGCCACAACCAGUCAUCAAGCAGUGAAUGGGGUCAAAAAUCAAAGUAUGGCAGUCAUAAAAUCUCCCUCAAGCUGACCAUGUAGGGUGUGGUCUUGAUUUCACACUCCACUAUUGAAGACAAUGGGGACGAUUAAUUAGAGAAUUAUAAAAGUAGUAUUAUACCCGAUUCCUGGGGUUCUUUACCUGAUCAUUUGGGUUAAAUUGACCCCCAGUGAAGGUGAAUGAAGAGGAAAUGCUGGACAUACUCAAUUGAUCAGAUAUUAUUUCUCUUCCCACAAACACUCUCCUGCUGAGUAUUUCUGUUCUUCAGAUUUAUAUCUGCAGUUCUUUGCUGUUCUCUCAAACCUGGCAAAUGUUUCGAAAAGACAACAUCUCGCGUCCUUGGUCAAGGGUGAUGUAGAAAUUCCAUGUCUUGUUUUUUAUGAAUUCCUCCUGCGCAAACUCUUAAAAUUUAAGACCAAACCUGUCAAUUCUCUGUUGCUUUUGGGACAUCAUGCUAGAAAAGUUAGAAACAUAGAAAAUAGGUGCAGGAGUAGGCCAUUCGGCCCUUCAAGCCUGCACUGCCAUUCUGUAUGAUCAUGGCUGAUCAUCCAACUCAGAACCCUGUACCAGCCUUCCCUUCAUACCCCCUGAUCCCUUUAGCCACAAGGGCCAUAUCCAACUCCCUCUUAAAUAUAGCCAAUGAACUGGCCUCAACUGUUUCCUGUGGCAGAGAAAGUUAGGAUAUGAUUUUGGAGUUCAAAGAAAAUAAAGUCUGUUUUUUAUUGUUACAAACACACGCGCACACACACACACACACACACACAUAUUAUGUGUACAUGUAGAGUCUUUCCAGUUGCUCUCCUGACUUGAGACCACCCCCAACCUGUCUUCAGUAGAUUUGAAGUCGUUGUCUCGUGAUUCCACAAGCAAACCUCCAUUAUUGCUCCAGGAAUGGCUGGUUACUCAGUGGUCUGACUAAAUUGCAUGACAAGUUGGUGGUAACUAAAUUCAGUCAGUCCAAAUCUCACGCUGUAGGACAGAGAGCUGGAAUCUGUAUCCUUUUUCCCUCAGGCUUCUGCCCCUAUGGAUUCCUGUGAUGCUCAUCCCACAGAGGCAAUGUCCAGUAUCGGUUCGGGGAAGGUGCUGAAUGACUGAAAGCAGAGCCCCUUUAACCCAAGGGCCCAGGACAGAGAUCGUAAAGAUUGAAACUGGAAUAGUGAUAGAAAACGUUGGAGGUCAGGGUCAGUUCCAGGAGACAGGGGUCAUAUAUGAGCCAUGGAUUGGGAAGACAGGGCCUUUUAUGUUUGAUAUAUACAUGAACCAACUUGAAACUAAGUUCCUCAAUGAGCAUUUCCAUAUUCCUCCAUUUAUUCUAGAACAAAAUCAUUUUUAAUCCUCCAGUGAUCUCGAAGUUCCUACUUAUGAUUUUUUAAAAACUUUAUUCCAGAUGGAGGCUGACAUUCUUGGCAAAAUGAACCAACGAAUACUCUGAAUAUUGAAACGUAUUAAAGUGAAAUGCAAUCUCGAACUCAGUGCCUAAUAUUUUCCACCUCAAAUGUUUCAAAAUCUCGGUUUAUUUGGUAGUUGUAUGUGCACAUUUUAAAAGCUGAUAAUUUGGAAGUUCAGUGGAUUUCUUUGGUACUUUAGGUGCUAAGUAUACAACACCCACCAUUCUUGUGGCCUUGGUUAGUGCAGCGGGACUGAGAGCAUUGGGAAUCAUCUGGUUACACAGAGGGAAAAUAGCGUUGGAAUAGAGAUUUCAACGCCUUAAUGGAGUCACUGUAAAAUCAACAGGCUGUGACUCAGAAAUUUGGAAAAUUGCCUUAGGUUAGUGGCCAACCUUGUGAGAAGGAAAGGGCAGGAACGACAGUAACUAAAGGAGACACUACUGGAGGGCUUUGGGAGGCCUGCUCUGUGUCCAGUAUGUUUGCUUCAUAUCAAUGUCACAUGUGGAAAAGAACAUAACACCUGUCUGAUUGGUAUAAUUAUACAUCUAAUUAGGAGUUAAUUUUGGAAAGGCGUACCACUAAUAGCAUUGCUAUCUAUAAAGUUUAAUUAAUGGAAUUACUUAAAAUAAAUUUUGACUAUCUAACACACUCCCUUGGUUUACAUGAGAGUCAAAUCUAAAAGGGCUCCACUUUGUUCCAAAUUUGAUUCAUGGAGCAGCAAACCCUGGCUGCUGACAAGCCUGAAUGGGGCUGGUAAUCUUUCACAAAGUCCAAUAGAUUUCCUGAAAAAGGCUCUACUUAGCUCUCUGCUUUUCUUCAGAACUCAUUUCUUCAGGCUUUGCUCUAGCAACAUUAUUUCAUCCUGUCUUACCUUGAAUUACUUUAAAAGAAGAUUAGAUAAAUGAUCAAGCCUUUAAUUAUCCUAACUUUGUUUUGUCAGUUUGACCAAAAUGAGGUUAAAUGACAGUCCGCUGGUGCUUCUCAAUGAAAAUGAAAAGUUUCAGCUCAUUAACAGGAGCUGGACUCAUGUAACUUGCUAUUACUUUCAUUUUUUGAUUUAGAAAGUCUGUUCUUUUCAACAAAAGUUAUUAUUGGUUUGAAAAUAUUAGAACAGAUUGUGGAAUACUUUAUUAACACACUCAGAAUGCAAAUCAGAAAUAUAUACAGAAGAAAGCAUCAAAGUUCUUUCAUUAUACAUACUUUACUUAGUGAAGACUCCUCUAAUCAUCCAUUUUCAGCCAAAAAUAAAUCUCUUUUACUCACCUUAUGUAGUGAAUCUUAAGUUCAAUAUGUACAUCAUGUAAUAUGAAAGAAUCCAAUCUUAAAUUUUAGAAACUGAUACCAUAGAAGAUGGUUGUUGAGCCGUAGUGUCUGAAUACUCUUUGGAAGACCAGUUUUGGCUUGUGCCACACCCCUAUAUGUUUUGGAAUCUUGUAAGUAUUUUUGGAAUCAGCUUCCAGACAAACAUUUUCUUCUCAUCUCUCCCCCAGAUAUUUAAAUAUUUUAAAACUAAGGUAUUCAGCUAUUACACUACAUGCCAGAAAGAGUUAUAUUUCUUUAUCAUAUCUUUCAUCUUAAAAAUUUUAGUCAGGUCACCUUUUAACCUUUUAUGUCCCAAUGAGAACUCUCUUAAUGUUACCAACUCUUAUUGUACUACAAUUCUUCAUCCAUAUUAACAUCACAAUCAAAUCAACUCUGCACACUUUCCAAGGUUUGUAUAUCCUUCAUGAAGUGUGGUGAUGGGAAUUAUCCGAAGUACGUACCUGUAAAUGAGGAUAAACUGGCAAUUUCUAAAAUUCUGCCAUUGUCUAUUUGGGCUUAUAUUGUAUUUCUCUGCCAUAAAUCCAGGCAAUCCAAAUCGUUCCCAACAGCCCCUCCAACUUAAAGGAUCCAUGAACUUUUGGGGUCUGGACCAUAGUUUAUUGUCCAUCAGUAUACUGUACUCAUUUUAUCUAUUGCUUGUUUCUCCUUUUUGACGAUUGAAUCUUGAGACUUUGAUGUUCCACUACAUAUUAAAUCACUUAUUACUUGGGAGUCCCACACUGAGUAGAUCUAGUAAAUAUUUUUGUGCAUGUAAUGGGACAAACACAUCUUGCACAUUUUGAAUGCCAGGUUUUAUAGGGCAUUAGCACUGUUGCACAUAUUAAGUGUACUGUACAGUAUGUAAUAUCAACAAUGGCAGCAAUAGCAAACCAUCCUGUGAGAUGAAAUUUUGUGCUGAUUCUGUUGUAGCAGCUAUCCUUCAGAAAUUUGUAGAAAAUAUAGAGCCAGUGUGGUAAUUAGAGGUGGCCAGAGACAAGCUAUCACAGUACGUCUGCUACAGUAAUGGGCACAUCACUAGCACUGGAUCACGGUCAGCAGUAUCGGAAGUGAGCAUCUGAUCUGAAUGCAAGAAAAUAAGAAGUAGGAGCAGGUCACAUGACUAUUCCACAAGACCAUGGCUGAGGUUUCUCAGCUCAUCUUUUGUCAUGCUUCCUCAAAAAUCCAAAAAAUAUCUCAAUAUCAGUUUUGUAUUUACUUAACAACUGAGUAUCGGUUGUGGAGAGUCCCAAAUAUUCUUAAUAUUCAAGAUGAAGAAAUUCCUCCUGAAUGUCCAAUCCUUUGUCCUGAGACUCUUCAGUGAAAACAACCUGUUGGCAUUGACCCAGUCAAGCUUCUUCAGAUUUUUAAUUUCUGUUUCAAUUAAAUUAUUCCUCAUUCUUCUAAAAUUCAGAGAAUAUGGGCCAAAUCAAUCUUUUCUCUUGGAAUUCCAAGAAAUCAUUAAAGUGUGUUAAAUUCACAAUUAAGUUUAAAAAAAUUAACUGUUUUUGCAGCAGCUGAUAUGCCAACCUGCUGAAAUCACCCAACAUCAUGUAGAUUCAGAGGCAAAUUGAGAGAUAAUGUUGGAUUUUAAGGGGAGUUCAUGUCUGGAAUCCAGGAUUAGGGCUCUCCUUAACACAAGCCUUUUUGCUCAGUCUAGCUCUUGACUGGAUCCAAGCACAAGUACUCCCUGUAAUCACCCGAGCAGUCAAGCCACCGAUCAUUGCACACCCUCCAGUGAUAUCCUCAUAAACUCUAGAAGGCCUUCAGAAGUCUGGUCCAAAGUUGCAUCUGAAUAACCAACUGUCCAGAAACAUAGUCUACAAGUGAGCCUGCUUUCUUUUGUGGAACCUGCUUUAGACAUCAUGCUCCAUGCUGUUUUGCUGUUGUGGAUCCCUUCUACGCAGGCAGAGUACACUAAUUUUAGGUUGUACAAUGAUUGACAGAACUGCUGCACUCUCAGCAUCUUUUAUGUGUGAGUGCAUCAUACACAAAAAGCAAUGUUUCAAUGUGCACUAUUAAUAUUUUAAAUUGCCAAAGGCACUCAGUGAUUGAUUUUACUCCACAAAUCAAGUGCACAGCAUACAAGAAGCAUAUAGUAUGUAAUUGAAAUUCUUGACCCAGAUUAUUCUGCUUAUCUUUUUGAUAACAUUAAAACAAAUUAUAAUUUUCCUAUAUUAGCCCUUUUAAAUGGUAUAUUCUCAUGUAUCUUCACACUGAAUUCCAUCAGCAAUGCAUCAGCCCAGCUCUCCUUUUACUGGAUGUACCUAAGCAUCUAAUUAAUUUUAUGUACUGCUGCCGCUAAACAAUAAAUUUCGUAUCAUAUAGGACAGUGAUAAUAAAUGUGAUUCUGUGAGGCAAUGGUUCGAUUCAUUUUCUGUUAUUCAUUGUCUGAUAAUCUUUAUCAACCUUCCAAGUGGUUGUAUCAGUUUUUUUAUGAGCCAAUGUUCAGUUCACCCCUGUUUUCCAAGGAAGCAUCAAUGAGCUUAAUAAAACGGGCCUUGUUUUUCAAUAUUAUCAAACCUGACCCAUUGUACAUCACCACCAUCUGCAGAUAAAGGCAAUCAGAUAUGAGAAAACCUAAACCUCUUUCCCAUGUCUAUGGAGCCACUGUUCAACAAAAGCAGAGCUUGAUGACGAAAUUAACUACCUCCCUCAAGUUAUCAGCAUUUGGCUGUCUCAGGGAAAGUGGGUUUGACAAUCAAGAAUUUCAAACUGUCAAAAGUUCCUGAACUUCAGAGCACCAGUAAUAGCUGCUCCCCUUCGGCAAGCACCAGAAAGCACCGAAGAGAUACCCCCAAUGCUGGUGCGCUAAAUCCUUCACAUUCACUGGCAGGAUAAGCAAAGCAACAUCAAUGUCCUUUGGUAGUCCAAACCUCCAGGCUCAAAGCUUCAGUUGCACUCAGCUAGAUACAAACCAACAUCAUUCCCAAACCAUCUCUGCAAAAUGGUGUAUAAAAUGGCUCCAGUGCCAGCUGGAGUAGAAGGUCACUGAUCCUGCUUUGUAGCUGUAGCAUAGUGUAAACAAUGCUGCAGUUUAGUGCUACGACUGGCUUCCAGCUGUAUAAAAAUGACAGCAAGUUAUAUUGCAACACUUAAUAACCUCCAAGUUUUCUUUCAAGUUGUACACUAUGUUGACUUGGAAAUAAUGUUUUUUCCUUCUCCACAGCUAGGUCAAUGUUUUGAAACUACAUAUCUUCUGCUACAUGGACUGCAGUAGGUCAAGAGGGCUCAGGAUAACCUUUUAGAUAAUGGAGGAUGGACGAGAAAUGCUGGUCUUCCUUCACAGAGAACAAGUGAAAUCCUGCUUUCCUUCAUUAGUGAUAGCAUUCAUUAUUGAUAAAUUAUUUCUUACAGUACUUAAAUAAAAGGUUGCAUCUGCUUUGUCUGCAUAUUUGGGGAGGGUCCUUCCAGACCUUUUUAAUGUUUUUAAAAUUUGAGCUAGAAUACCAAGUAUAACUUAAUUGGCUAAUGAUCUGAUAACAUGUCAUCUGGAGACAAAAGAAAUAAAUUACUGUAUGCAAGGUCUCACCAUAUAUUAUGAGUAAUCAACGUCAAGAAAAUGUUGGCACAGAAUGAACAAUAGCAGUUAAUGCUGUGUUUUCGUAUGACUCAGAUGGCUCCAGUGAUGUUGUUGGAAAUAGUCUAGGACAUGGACUAGGUAAUUUAGAUUUCUUAUGUCAAUGGAGUAAAUUGGAUAACUGCAGGAAUAGUGUUGAUUGCUUUAAAGGUCAUUGCAUUGAAGAGGCUCUUUGUACUUUCUCGGCCAUUCUUUUAGAUGGA
Molecule: messenger RNA, 12736 nt
Organism: Mobula hypostoma (lesser devil ray)
Lineage: Eukaryota; Metazoa; Chordata; Chondrichthyes; Myliobatiformes; Myliobatidae
Product: adhesion G protein-coupled receptor B2-like
Exons: 35
Coding region: 795-5345 (1516 amino acids)
Biological process (GO): G protein-coupled receptor signaling pathway; negative regulation of angiogenesis; cell surface receptor signaling pathway
Cellular component (GO): plasma membrane
Molecular function (GO): G protein-coupled receptor activity
Source: RefSeq, a predicted model, not a curated record